Messenger RNA from Ruditapes philippinarum (Manila clam), 3180 nucleotides. RefSeq lists its product as uncharacterized. The coding region runs from base 422 to 2878 and encodes 818 amino acids. The transcript is spliced from 3 exons. Gene Ontology annotation, molecular function: DNA-binding transcription factor activity, RNA polymerase II-specific; RNA polymerase II cis-regulatory region sequence-specific DNA binding. NCBI's taxonomy places the organism in Eukaryota, Metazoa, Mollusca, Bivalvia, Venerida, Veneridae. The record is from RefSeq and is a predicted model, not a curated record.
AAUAGUACAUAGGGAACAAAACAUGGUCAAUUUCAUAACAGAAUUGUAUCAUCCAAUAGAAUGUCAGACAAGCUUGGAAAAUUUUGAUAGAAUUAAAAAUCUACAGCUAAAAGUAGUGUCUGCGGUAUUUUUUCGAAACUUGAAGUCAGAUGCAAAAAUUCAGGUGGUACACAUACCUGUCAGAGUUUGACGCAAAAAUGAUGGUCCGUUUUGAUUUACAAAAAUCAGACUACACAACAAACAGAUGAAAAAAGUAAUUUAUGCUACAUAGCUUCAAAGAUUCAUGUAUAUAUGAACAAAAAGAUAUAAUGUUCCAUUUCCAGAAAAGUGUAUAUCUCUACUAAUUCUAGAUUGACACCAGAAAGAAAUGGCUUGAAGAAAGAGUUGGGUGUCUUGGACUUGGGCCAAAGUUGUAUGCCACAUGAGUACAGUAAAUUUCAACAUGGCUAAAAAUAGGGGCAAGAGUGAAUAUGAAAACCGGAGAGGUUUGACCCAGCCAACUCUUCCAUUAAGCCUUAGAAAUUACGAUGGACCUUAUAACAGAUCAGCCCUUCUUAGCGCACAUGCUACAUUAUUGUAUCAUGUAGAACAAGUGCAGAGCACAACAGCUUGGAGGAGAAUUCAGAUGAAAACACCUAUAAAUGUAAAUGGUGUUACAGAUUCAGAUGAUGGAUUCGGAGCAGCAUCAAAUGUAUACUCUCAUUCCGGACUUCCUGAAACAGAAGAAUUUAUCGAACCUUGCCAUGACCAUCCUGAAGAAAAGAACGAAUCGUCAUAUAUUUCAGGAACAGUUGAUACGCAGGAAAAGACAGAAAUUCCAUGUUCAUCAUCUGCCUAUGAUCAGAAUAUUAGUGAUGACAAAAAUUACAUUGAGAAAAAAAUAAACUGGAAGGAAAUGGAAAAAAUAACUAUAAAAGUUAAUGUACAAAGACAAAGUACAGAACGUUCAGAUUGUUCUAAAGUUGUGAAGAAAGAUUUGUUUUUGGGAGAAUCAUAUGCAAAAGAUGGGCAUGAAAAGAAAACUUUAGAACAACGUGGAAUAAGAAGGAACAUUGAUGAAAAUAUUACAGAGUUUACAAAGAUAAACAGUAAAGGUGGCAAUGAAAAUAGAACUUUAGAACAGUAUAUCGAAGAUGGGAUUUCUGGUGAAAUUGUAAAUGAAACUUAUAAAACACAAAUAACUUCAAAGCAGUCAGUGCAGCAGAUUCUGAAAUGUGAUUUUUGCGAUUAUAGAUGUACAGAUUUAAAUGAUAUUGAAGAGCAUCUGCAAAGUGUUAUGCAUUAUUCCGCUAGUAGAUGUGACAUUGAUAAUGCAGGAGAAGUCGUACUUAAAGAGAAAAUGAUUUCUAAAAAUGAAAAAGCUAAAUUCAAAACAGCAGUGAUGAAAUGUCCUAGCAACAUUUGCUGUACCAUUUUUCAUGAAAUGAGCCAAUGCAUAUCACAUUACAAUGAGAAGCAUUGGAAAAUGGGAGCACCAAGAAGUCAAUUCGCCUUGGCUGAUAUUGUGAAGGUGGACGAGUGCAGUAUAGUGUUAAAACCUCCGAAAUGCCAGCUGUGUUCCUUGGAGCUUAGGUCCAAAAGCCAUAUGAAAAAGCAUCUCAUAGAGAAACACCUACCAUUAAGAGAUAGUUUCUCAAAGUGCAAAAAUAAAUUCAUACUUUUUUGUAUAGAUUGUGAGAAAAGUUAUUCAUGGAUAGAUGAAGUCAUUUCUCAUUUACGAAAACAUAAACCUUCUAUGCAUGAAGUUUCAACCUUUAAUAUCUUUCAGAUUGAUAAUGUAAGAAAGUUUCAUAUAUCACAUACUGGCACAAUAAAUAAGAUAGGUGGUGAUUCUGAUGCUACAGUAGGUUCCGGAAAGCGCGCACAUGAUCUGACAUUUUCAAGUAAUGAGCCGAAUCUUAAAAUUACAAGAAAGAUGGAAAGUUCGAGUCGUGAAGUAGCCCUUGAUAAUGAAACUGAUAAAUUGCAGGUUGCUAAAGAUGAACAGCAGGUUGCUAGGCAUAAACAAACUCUAACAGGUACAGAUUCAUGCGAUUCAGUAAGCAAUAUUUUGGUCGAGGCAAAAGCAUCAGGCAUGGAUAUAUCUUUACAGACAGGGAGUAGUGUCCAACAAGAAACUCUGAAAGAUGUAUUCAGUUGUGACUACUGCCAAGAACUGACUGAUUCCGAGAAACAGAUCAUGUCUCAUCUAAACGAAAGAUGUCAUUCAUCAGCAAGUUCUGUUUUAAUUGAUAGUGAUAAGAACGUUAAGUAUAUCAAAAGGCUAAGUUCAAUGUCACGUGUUGGUCGUAGUCAUCAAAAACUUUACGCAACUUGUACUAAAAAUUGUCAUAUUCUGUUCAAAAGUGUAAAAGAAAACAUUGAACAUGAUGUGGUUUUUCACCAUGCUGUAAUGAAAUGUAAACCUUGUUAUGGCAUAGUUACAGUAAGAGAGGAAGUUGUGUUGAAACUGUCUGUCAAGAAGUGUAUAGUGUGUGGAUUAUCAUGGGACAAGACAAAGCCUUUAUUAACACACUAUAAAGAACAGCACAUGCCUUUUUCAUCAAAGGAAGGCUGUGAUAUAUUCUUUAAAUGCGCAACCUGCCCAAAAACUUUUUCCAGGUUAAAAGACUCAUUGCAUCAUGCUAAGACACAUAUUUACGCUAAGGACGACCACCAGUUUAAAUUGUCAGUGUUGUAUUUAGACAGUGAAAGAGAAUUACGUGAACUGCCUCCGAAGUUUUCAAAAAAUGAAAAGGAGCGUGAAGAGAAAAUCAAAACUUUAAAGAACUCAAUACAGGAAUUGGAAUCAAAGACAAUGUGUGAGAAAAAAGCUAAACAGUUGAAAAAGAGAGCUCUUCGGAAAGCCAAACAUAAACUUUUAGCCAUUCUAACUUAAAUGAAUGGUUAUCAUCAGGAGAUGUAGAAAGUGGUUAGAAAAACUACACAUAGCCUAAAUAAAGGGACUGUAAAUGAAAGGAGUGGUUAACAGUAGUCAGUUACUUUUUGUCAGGUCUUAAAUAAAUAUCCUAUUGUUUGUUGCAAGAAAUUUCUUUUAACAUUUUUUUCUUAUUAUAAAAUGAUAAUUGUGGCUGAUUAUGUAAGAACAGUGUGUAAAGAGUGUGAAUGUUUUAGAAUUGUAUCCUUUGGAUGAAUCAACAUUUUAUUGGUGCAGGGAAAAAAUACAACAAAAACAUCUUA